CCAAACAAACCAUCAAUUAUUCAAUUUAGAACGCUUCAACAAAAAAUGACUGCAACUCCUUUCAACAUUAUUAUCUGCGGUGGUGGUAUCGGUGGUAUUGCUGCUGCCAUUGGCUUAAGAAAGAAGGGCCACAACGUAACCAUCUUAGAAGGUUCUUCAGCCUUAAACGAAGUUGGUGCUGGUAUCCAAAUGCCUCCUAAUUCUGUUCGUGUCCUUAAGGAAUAUGGUAUCUUUGACAAAUUCUUGCCUUACAUUACCAGACCUCAAAAUAUUUGUCUUAGAAGGUAUGACAAUGGAAACAUUCUCUCCAUGACUCCAUUGGAUCCAGAGAUGACAAAGUCUUACGGCAACCCAUACGUUUUGAUCCACCGUGCUGAUUACCAGAGAAUCUUGUAUGAAUCUGCUGUGGAGCUUGGAGUUGACUACAAAGUUAACUCAAGAAUCUCGUCGGUUGACCAGGAAGCAGUGACUGUUACUUUAGUUGAUGGCACUGUACACCAUGCUGACUUCAUUGUCGGUGCUGAUGGAAUUCGUUCUAAGGUUAGAGACACUGCUGUGGUUCCCGAAGAAAAGGUUUUGCCAGUAAAGAGUUCCAACUGUGCCUACAGAGCUACCAUACCAAAGGAAGUCAUGUUGGCAGACCCCGAAGUUGCUUAUCUUAUGUCUGAUGUCAACUCCAACUGCUGGAUCGGUUACAGAAGACACGUCAUGGCUUACCCAAUAAGAAAUGGUGAAUUGUACAACAUGGUGUUAUGCCACCCUGGCGAGGCUACUGUUGGUGUUUGGAACGAACCAGGCAAUCUUGAGGAAAUGAGAAACCACUACAAAAAUUUCGAUCCUGUUGUGGUCAAGCUUUUGUCCAAGGUUCAAUCUGUUCUCAAAUGGGUUCUUGCAGACUUGCCUACUCUUCCUCGUUUUGUCAGCGAGAGCGGAAAGGUUGUUUUGAUCGGAGACGCUGCCCAUGCAAUGUUACCUUACUUGGCUCAAGGCGCUGCACAAGCAAUCGAAGACGGAGCUACAUUAGCUGACGAAAUCAGCAAGUGCAGCUCCACCAAGGAAAUUCCUCAAGCUCUCCAAAACUAUCAAAAGAGAAGAAAGAGAAGAGUGCAAGCUGUUCAAGCUGGUGCUCAAAACAAUGGUAAAGUCUGGCACUUGCCAGAUGGCGAAGAACAAGAAGAAAGAGAUGCCAAAAUGAAGAAGAGAGAUGACAACAACCCAGAUCAAUGGUCUGACAUUGAAUACCAACGCUGGCUCUUCGGUUGGAACGCUUUUACUGAUUAG
This is a messenger RNA of Scheffersomyces stipitis CBS 6054, 1281 nucleotides long. RefSeq names its product Salicylate hydroxylase (Salicylate 1-monooxygenase) (gene NHG1.2). The record is from RefSeq and is a predicted model, not a curated record. Gene Ontology annotation, biological process: secondary metabolite biosynthetic process. Gene Ontology annotation, molecular function: FAD binding; monooxygenase activity. The transcript has a single exon. The annotation marks the transcript as partial. NCBI's taxonomy places the organism in Eukaryota, Fungi, Ascomycota, Pichiomycetes, Serinales, Debaryomycetaceae.